Molecule: messenger RNA, 2467 nt
Organism: Halichondria panicea
Lineage: Eukaryota; Metazoa; Porifera; Demospongiae; Suberitida; Halichondriidae
Product: tripartite motif-containing protein 3-like
Exons: 1
Coding region: 155-2308 (717 amino acids)
Biological process (GO): protein monoubiquitination
Molecular function (GO): zinc ion binding; protein binding; ubiquitin protein ligase activity
Source: RefSeq, a predicted model, not a curated record
UCUAGUACCAGUACAAGGUACAUGCAAAACAACAAAAUCUAAAAAAUUAGCAGAAACAAAAUUGGUGUAGAAAAAUAAUAGCCAAGCUGCAAGUUAGAUCUACAUUAUUGUCAUCUACUUAACUUGUUUGGUCUUUUCUAGAUCUGAAUCAACGAUGGCCGAGGGACCUGAUCCAGUUGUUGCUGAUCUUGAGCAAGAAGUGACCUGUGGCAUCUGUCAUGACCACUACCAGGAGCCAAAGCUGCUCCCUUGUUGUCACUACUACUGCAAGCAAUGUAUCCUCACACUCUCCAGUCGCUACCAACCCAAUCAGCCGUUCCCCUGCCCCGACUGUCGUGAGCCCACUCUAUUGCCAGACAACAACCCAGACAAACUACCCACUGCGUUCUUCAUCAACCGGAUGAAAGCACUCCACUCGAGGAUGGAGAAAGCCCACGGCAAGUUGGAGGCUACCUGUGAAAUGUGUCCUGGAGGAAAAUCCACUGCAUUUUGCCGACAGUGUGUCUGUGAAGAGUCUCAUAAAAUGAGAGCAUUUGCCGGACAUGCCGUUUCUACACUGGAUGAGCUCAAACAGGGUGGAGUGAAAGAGGAAGAAGUAACAUUCAAAAACCCACCACCCCCAAAAUGUAAGGAUCAUGGGGAGCCAAAAAAGAUUUACUGUUUUGAUUGCGACAAGCUCAUCUGUCGAGAUUGUGUUGUGUUUGAUCACCGUGACCACAGGUCAGAUUUUGUAAAGAAAGCCGCCUUUGCAACUCGUAAAACGUUAACGGAGCACCUCUCCCCACUUAAAAACCUACUGCCUAAUCUGAGCACCGCUGUGAAUCGAGUGAAAGGAACCAAACAGGAGAUCCAAGCCCAGAAAGAACUGACAGAGAGACAAGUGAAUGCUAAGUUCCAGGAGCUACACGAUAUUCUCGAUCGAUGCAAGGUCCGUGUUUUACAGGAAUCUACUGCUUUGGCAAAUUCAAAGAUGGAGAAGCUGACGGUUCAAGAAGAGAGUCUGGACCUGUCUCUGGGUAUUGCUCAGAGUUUGAUUGACUUUGUAGAGCGUACACUGGAGAAUGCAAGUGAUGAAGAACUGAUUACGAUGCAAGAGCAGGUGGUGAGUCGAAUCGAUGCCGAGGUGGUGAAGCGAGAGAAGGAAGCAGCCAAUCCUGAUCGAGUGGAGGAAGAUGAUUUUGGAGUCGAGGUUUUUGUAUGUGAGAAUCUUAAGAAGUUGUGCGAGAACAAUGUUGUUACAGUUGUUUAUCCUUCUGUGAGGGGUGAUGGUAUAAAGAUGGCUGAAGUUGACAAAUGUGCAAAGCUGAAUGUCUAUUUAAAACAAGGCAAACCACAAGCAGUAUUGAAAUCGUUAGUCGAUCAAUCAACCCAAGAACUACAAGCAGUGCCUGUGAGUGGCGGAGUGUACAGUGUUGAGUACACUCCUAGGGUACGUGGUCGACACCACCUCCUGAUCUCAGUGGACGACCAGCCCAUCCCAGAAAGCCCCUUCUCUGUGUUUGUUAAACUACCCCCCACCAAGCUGGACAAGCCAGUGAUGAUGAUAAAAAGACUCAACAACCCUCAGUAUAUGGCAUUCAACUCAUCUGAAGAACUGAUUGUAACUGACUGGAACUGUGAUGUUGUGAUGUUUGACAAGAAAGUAGAACAAAUUCGAAGCAUCAGCAAAUCAAAGCAUAAGUUUGGCUAUAUCUGUGGUGUGGCAGUAGACAAUGAGGACAACAUCUAUGUCUCUGACAGUAACAAAGAGUGUGUAUACAAGUUUAACAAAAGAGAAGAUCUGCUGAAAAGGUUUGGGACAAAGGGAAGCGGUCCAAAGGAACUCAACUUCCCUCGAGGGAUAGCAGUCACUGGUAAUCAAGUGUUAGUGUGUGAUCAGAACAAUCACAGAGUCCAAGUGUUGACGACAGAGCUGGAACCGGUCAGGCAGAUUGGUUCAAAGGGAACUGGUAAUGGACAUUUUAACAGACCAGAGGAUAUCGCAAUAGACAAUGAACAAAAUGGAUUGGUGUAUGUAUCUGACUUUGGUAAUCAUCGUGUUCAAGUGCUCACUAUGGAUGGUCGAUUUAUUCGUUCGAUUGGAAAGAAAGGAUGUGGACAAGGAGAUCUGUCUUUCCCUUGUGGUGUGUUUGUCACUGGUUUUGUUUAUGUCGCUAAUGCUGCAAAUAAUCGUGUGUCAGUAUUCACUAAAGACGGUCAAUUUGUUACCUCAUUUGGUAAUAGUCAUAUCACUUAUCCUUAUGGAGUAGCUGUAGACAGUGAUGGUUUUGUGUAUGUGCGCAGUCAAGAAUCUGUUUUUAUUUUUUAGAGUCUUUAAGUGCCUGUCAUCACGUUUACUUUUGCUUGUGUAUGUGUAGCAGCAAUCUGUAUAGUUAUGUUAAUUUGUAUUAAGCAAAUCUGUGUUUGUGUACGUUAUUUUGUAAUUAUUAUUAGCAUCAUUACAGUAUACAGUACAUUUUUUUCUCAA